This is a messenger RNA of Oncorhynchus gorbuscha (pink salmon), 4660 nucleotides long. Its product is annotated as plakophilin-4-like. Gene Ontology annotation, molecular function: cadherin binding. The coding region runs from base 194 to 3832 and encodes 1212 amino acids. The transcript is spliced from 23 exons. Gene Ontology annotation, biological process: cell-cell junction assembly; cell-cell adhesion. Lineage: Eukaryota; Metazoa; Chordata; Actinopteri; Salmoniformes; Salmonidae. The record is from RefSeq and is a predicted model, not a curated record. Gene Ontology annotation, cellular component: adherens junction; nucleus; plasma membrane.
GCAUACUCGUAUUCCUUUGGCGUGGAAGCGUAGAGGGAAGAAGGGAUCUUGUUCUUGACUAUGGAGGCGAGUUACACUGCAUGGGACUAGGAGCGGACUUGUAGAGGUGCUACUUCCAUGCUGAUUAAGUUACAUGUUCCAAUGUGGAUCCACGCCAAAACACAGCGAUCACAAUAAUACUCCUUAAGGAGGAAUGCCAGCUCCUGAGCAGAGCCCAGCGAUGGAGGAGGGGCUUCCGCUGACCGUCAGAGAGGGAGCCCAACUCCCCGACCGGAACAUGGAGGCCGACAGCACCGCCAACACCAUCCUGGCCUCCGUCAAAGAGCAGGAGCUCCAGUUUGAGAGGCUGACCAGGGAGCUGGAGGUAGAGAGACAGAUUGUGGCCAAUCAGCUGGAAAGAUGCAGACUCGGGGCCGAGUCGCCAGGCGCUGCUAGCGACAGCUCGUCUGAGAAGUCCCUCCCCUGGAGAUCUGCAGAUGCCUCGACCUCGCGGGACACCAAGUCUCGAGUGACAGACACCUCUCAGUCGCCCACCUACCGCCUCCGAACGGAGCAGGAGCAGGUGGCCCUGUACUCCCCAGAGCAGACCUCGCUCCAUGAAAGUGAGGGGUCUACAGGGAACUCGCGCAGCUCCACCCAGAUGAACUCGUACUCGGACAGUGGCUACCAGGAUGCCAGCAACUACUACGGCAGCCAGAACCAGAAUAGUCUGGCUAAGACUGACCUGAGGAUGCCGCGCUCUUACCCGGGCACAGGCGGCACCUCUACCCUCCUGAGGAAUGCCAGGGCCGAGGGUCAGGCCCAGGUCCAGGCCCCUGUGUUAACCGCCGCAGCGCCGGGUCAAGCCAUGAGGAGGGUGAGCUCUGUGCCCUCCCGGACCCAGUCCCCGGCCUAUGGCAACAGUGUGUCCCCCUCACGGGCCUCCCUGAGGGCCACCAUGGGAAGUAACUACUGCUCGCCCAUUGUCACAGAGCCCAAGCCUCUCUCCAGCAUCUUCUCCACCACCCUGCCCUCAGCCCAGCGCGCCGGCUCCCCUUACAACACCCAGAAGAGUUCCCCCGCCGCCCUCCGCCGCAUGGGCAGCGCCAACUCCCGCUCGGGCAGUGCCAGCCGCACCACUUCACCAUACCAGGCCCUGGGGUCAGCCUCGGUGCGAAUGGGCUCCCCCCUAACGAUGGUGGACGGCCCCUUACCCCUCACCCAGCAGCCAGGGGGGUCGGCUGCGUCUCCAGGGCGCUCCAGCAUGACUGCCCAGCCCCAGCACUAUGGCUCCACCUUGCCUCGCUCGUUGAUCCACCACGAUGCAGACCCCUAUGGAGCUCAGAGCUACGACGUCUACGAGAGGAUGAUCCCACGGCCUGACAGCCUCACAGAACCCCUGGUCGAUGAUGACCUUCAAGGCAUGCGGAGCUCGUACGCCAGUCAGCACAGCCAGCUGGGCCAGGACCUGAGGUCAGCCAUGUCCCCUGACCGCCACAUCACGCCCAUCUACGAGGACAGGACCUUCCAGGGGCCCCUGUACCAUAGCCCCAACCACCACGACCCAGUGGACCUCAACAACUCCUCACAGAGCGCCAUCUACAGGAGUCCGUCAGGCGUGGGGACCCUCCAGAGGACCUCCAGCCAGCGUAGUGCCAUGACGUACCAAAGAAGCAACUACGCUCUGAACACGGCGGCCACGUACGCAGAGCCCUACCGCUUGGCUCAGUACCGGCCCUCCGAGGGCAACUACGUCAGGCAGCCGGUCGUCAUGGAUGACGGGGCCACCCGCUCGCCUUCCAUAGACAGCAUCCAGAAGGACCCGAGGGAGUUUGCCUGGCGUGACCCCGAGCUGCCCGAGGUCAUUCAUAUGCUGCAGCACCAGUUCCCCUCGGUGCAGGCCAACGCCGCCGCAUACCUGCAGCACCUGUGCUUCGGCGAUAAUCGAGUCAAGGCGGAGGUGUGCCGUCUAGGGGGAAUCAAACACCUGGUGGACCUGUUGGACCACAAAACCCUGGAGGUCCAGAGGAACGCCUGUGGAGCUCUGAGGAACCUGGUCUACGGGAAAGCCACGGACGACAACAAGGUGGCCGUGAGAAACGCAGGUGGCGUCCCCGCUCUGCUCAGACUGCUGAGGAAGACUGUAGACGCUGAAGUGAGAGAGCUGGUCACGGGGGUGCUGUGGAACCUGUCCUCCUGCGAUUCCGUCAAGAUGACAAUCAUUCGGGAUGCCUUAACUACUCUGACAAACACUGUGAUCAUACCUCACUCUGGAUGGAGCAGCUCGACGUUUGACAAUGACCACAAGCUCAAGUUCCACUCGUCUCUGGUCCUGAGGAACACAAGUGGCUGUCUGAGGAACCUGAGCUCGGCGGGGGAGGAGGCUAGAAAACAGAUGCGCUCCUGUGAGGGGCUGGUGGACUCCUUACUCUACGUCAUCAAGGCCUGUGUCAACACCUCGGACUUCGACAGCAAGAUUGUGGAGAACUGUAUUUGCACUCUGAGGAACCUGUCGUAUCGCCUGGAGCUGGAGAUGCCCCCGUCAAGGUUUCAGGGAGCCCAGGAGCUGGACGGUCUACUGGGCAGUGAGUCUCCCAGUAAGGACGUGGAAUCCAGCUGCUGGGGCCGGAAGAAGAAGAAGAAGAAGAAAAAGGGCUCCCAGGAAGACCAGUGGGACGGAGUGGGCCCCAUCCCUGGCUUCUCCAAGUCCCCCAAGGGGGCGGAGAUGUUGUGGCACCCAGCCGUGGUAAAGCCCUACCUGACCAUGCUGGCCGAGAGCUCCAACCCUGCCACUCUGGAGGGCUCAGCGGGCUCCUUACAGAACCUGUCUGCCGGGAACUGGAAGUUUGCGGCGUACAUCCGUGCGGCGGUGCGCAAGGAGAAGGGUCUGCCCAUCUUAGUGGAGCUGCUGAGGAUGGACAACGACAGGGUGGUCUGCUCUGUGGCCACCGCCCUGAGGAACAUGGCCCUGGACGUCAGGAACAAGGAGCUCAUAGGGAAGUAUGCGAUGAGGGACCUGGUGAACCGUCUCCCUGGGGGCGACACCACCCUGCUCUCUGACGAGACGGUGGCGGCCAUCUGCUGCACCCUGCACGAGGUCACCAGCAAGAACAUGGAGAACGCCAAGGCACUGGCCGACACGGGCGGCAUCGAAAAGCUGUUCAACAUCACUAAGGGCAGGGGAGAGAGGUACUCCAUGAAGGUGGUGAAAGCUGCCGCUCAGGUCCUCAACACACUCUGGCAGUACAGAGACCUGAGAACUAUCUAUAAGAAGGACGGAUGGAACCAACACCACUUCAUUACGCCCGUGUCUACUCUAGAGCGCGACAGAUUCAAGUCUCAGCCCACCCUCCCUACCAGCACCAUACAGAUGUCACCGGUCAACCAAUCAGCUGGCAGUGCAACCUCCUCUCCUGCAAUGCUGGGAAUCAAAGAACACCGUUCUGAUUAUCACAGGGCACAGUCAACUAUGCAAUUUUAUAAAAACCAAGGGGACAACAAUGUACAUAAAUACCAAUAUACAGGGUCUGGAAAGCCGUCACCAUAUUAUGUCGGGUCCUACUCCUCACCGACAAGAGAGGACCCCAGAAGAGCACAGCAGCAGAUGUACUACACUGAGGAGCCGAGCAGGCGGAACUACGACACCUACAGAAUGUACUUGCAGUCUCCACACGGCUACGAUGACCCCUACGUGGAGGAAGUGGUCAGCUUCCCCCCCACGGCAGACUACAGCUCUAAGUCGCACGGUCACGGACUCAAAUCCACCACGAACUACGUGGACUUUUACUCCACCACCCGGAGGCCUUCCUACAGGGCGGAUCAGUACCCAGGUUCGCCAGAUUCCUGGGUAUAGGGACUCCAUCUUGGAAUCCCCGACAGAAGAACUCUUCCAUGAACUUUUACUUGUGUGUUUGUUUUUGAAAAUGUGGAUCUGAAUGUGGAGAUCGACGCGAUGGCAGAUGGAGAAAUGGAAUGUUAACCAAAGAAAGAAGGAAACCAAGGAAUGUGUUUAUUUUUUAAAGGAGAGCAGUGGGUGUGUUCGGGGCGGGCGGCACUGGACAUUAUCGUGAGUGGUGUCCUGCUCCGUCUAGAUGUUACUUUUUCUUUUGGAAACCUGUAGCUGUGGUAGCAUGGUGAAGGUGUGGGUUAUGUGACGAAAGGUUUGCGGUAAAGAGUCAGAAGGGGGAAUGUGUAUGUUCGUAGGCAAAAAUGGAUCAUGAACUCAUAUCUGUAAAAAAAAAUGUGUUGUAACCUAAAGAUGUUAGUUUGUACAGAGGGAUCAAAUUGUAUUUGUUCUUAAUGUUGAGAUUGUGUAUGCCAUGGAGUCUUGUACAUUUCCUUCAUUUUAUUGUAAAUACAGAAAAAAUGCCACCUGGUUUACGUUCAUCAGCACUGGUAAAAGAGGUGUGCCAUGUCAAAUCUAUAUUAUAGAUCUAUAAAUAUAUGAAGAAAUAAAGGGAUGGGGGAAAAGAUGGCAUCAUAACACAAACAUGCAACAAUAAUAAAAGUUCACUUUUGUUUUUUAAAUGAAUUGUGUAAUUGCAGACAUUUUUGUGACUUUGAAAGAUAUUUUCUUUAUUUUUCCAUUCUCUGUCUUGGAUCUUUCAUCGAUAGUUCGCUGACAUUUUCUGUGCACAACAAUCAGAAAUAAAUGUGAACAUUUGGUCCAUGAAGAGCUCUA